Messenger RNA from Volvox carteri f. nagariensis, 3063 nucleotides. RefSeq lists its product as uncharacterized. The record is from RefSeq and is a predicted model, not a curated record. Gene Ontology annotation, molecular function: tubulin-glutamic acid ligase activity; tubulin binding. Gene Ontology annotation, biological process: microtubule cytoskeleton organization; protein polyglutamylation. Bases 1 to 3063 code for a protein of 1020 amino acids. Lineage: Eukaryota; Viridiplantae; Chlorophyta; Chlorophyceae; Chlamydomonadales; Volvocaceae. The transcript is spliced from 5 exons. Gene Ontology annotation, cellular component: cilium.
AUGGUGGUUGGCGGUUUGUUGGUUGUGUUGGGAAUCAACGGAGAGCAGGAGGCAUAUGGCGAGGCGGCGUUCGACUUCAUUCCUCGCAGCUACAUGUUGCCGUCGCAGUACUGGAUAUGGAGGUCAUGGACCCAGCUCAGCGCCUCGCCCUCCGACCUGCCCUGGGUGCUGAAAGCGAACGACCACCGAGGUCGCGGAGUGCGGGUGAUGCGGCAGUGGCAGGCCCAACGUCAGGCCCUCCGCGGCGGCGGCCCGCAAGCCAAGGGCGACGCGGCAACUCAAAAAGGUUUUGUGCUCGUCCAGAGUUACGUACGGCGGCAGUUCUUGUACGACAAUCGCCCCAGCUACCUGCGCCUGUGGGUUGUGGUAACGUCCAUCCAUCCUCUCCGCGCGUACCUCUUUCGCGGUGGGGUACUUGUGUUUGGGGACAAGCUGGGGUCAAGCGGAGGAGGCAGAGGAGGCGGAAUUGGAGGUGCCACCACAGCCGCCGCCGCCGCCGCGGUCGCCGCUACGGGCGGCGCCAUGGCAGCAGCCACGGGCAGCGAACACGGGCGGCGGCAGCUUCUUCAACCUCUGUUGCGUUCACCGCGCUUGGAGGCGGAAGAGGUCCAGGGAAAUCGUAUCCAGACUCCCCUUGACAAGCUGCCGCUGGCGGCGGCGGCAGCGGCGGCGAGUGCCAGCGCGGGUGGCACGGCACAUGGCCGCAGACGUCAUCUUGAACAGCAACAGCAACGAGAAGCGAUGGACCGCAGCGGCGGCAGGGCCGCCCGCCAGGAGCCGCAUCACGUCAGCGGGAAGACGCCGCAUUACGAGCUGCAUCAUGUCAACUACUGGACGAUUGCCGGCGAGAAGUUGCAGCCAUGGACAGUGGGCCAGCUACGGCACCACGCGGAGGCGACCUGGCCAGAUGACCCACGGGUCUUUGAACGCGCAUGGGAACACGCCAGGACGUCAUUGGGGAUGGUGCUGGCGUCGGCUGCGGGGCGAAUGCGUGCAGCGGCGCGGGGCCUGGCGGCGCUGGAGGGCUGCGGCUUCGAGGUCCUGGGCGUGGACUUCUUGCUCAAUGCCACUUUCCACCCCACCCUUGUGGAGCUCAACGCAUUGCCCUCCCUGGCGCGACUUCGUACCGCGCCGGGCGACCCGGCGUACGCGGACGCCGCAGGGGCCGGUCAGGCUGCCAAUGCGUCGGCGUCUCCUACCACCGCUGACGCCACCGCCGCAGUCGCAGCCGCACCGUUUGAUUUAGAAAAGGAGCGCUUUCUGCACCACGCAUUGCGGCUGAUCGGGAUGCCAAUCGGACCGCCGCCUGUCGCCGGCGGCGAUUUCCAUCGCAAUGCCACGAGCACCGCAGCCGCGGCCGCAGCAGCUGGGGGAAGAGGAAGCGGCGGCGGUGUGACAGCAUCUCUGCCGUCGCCGCCGCCGAGCGUGGGCGGAGUUCUCCGCGCCUUGGCGGCGCUGCUGCGGCCUCCGAAUAACGACACAACGGAGCUGCAGGCCUUCAUACGUCAGCACCUGCCGCUUGACAUGGCGGAGGCGGAGGCGGUGCUGCCCAGGCUGCGGCCGCUGUUGUGCCCUGUGCCCGCCUCCUGGGGCCCGGCGCCGGGCUGGCCGGUGCUGGAGACGACGACGGCGGAGGCGGCGACGGUGACGGCGGAGGCGGCGGGUAGUGCCGGCACCGCUCGCGCUGGGCGGCGCCUUGCUGCGGACGCAGGGGCGCCGGAGGAGGGGGAGGAAACACGAUCGGCAGCGGAGGCGGAGGCGGGGACGUUGUUGUACGCAGCUCCGGAGCCAUUGGCGGAGUGGCAGCGGCGGUGGCGGUGGCUCCAGAGUUGGUGGGACAGGGCGGGACAGGUGGAAGGUGGAAGUCAGCUGCCGCGGCGCAUCGCGGCACGUGUUGGUUCAUCCGUAACGGCGGCGGCGGCAGGUGCGGCGGCGCAGAACCUGGUACGGCGGCUUGGGUCGCAAGUUGAGGACGUGGAUGUAGCGACGGCGACGGCAGCCAAGCCCACUACAGUUGCCGCAGCCAUGGCCACGGGGAUAGGUGCGGAUUGUGGCGAGGGUGUGCCGUCGUCGGCAGGGCAUUGGGUUUCGGAGCGGGGAAGAUUGCGUACGGACUCGCCGGUGGCGAUGGAGGUUAGGAGCAUGCCGGGCGCCGCCAAUAGCGCUGAAAGCGGUGAUGGCGAUGGCAAUGGAGGGAGGAAUAGCCGCCGCCGCAUGCUGAUACAUGAUGCUUUGAGUGGAGGGGCCGGCGGCGGCUCAGUGGCGAGCAGUAGCAGUACUACAGCCGGCAAGCAGGAGACGCCGCAGACGCCGUGCCAGCGGCGGCACUGCUACGACUGGGAUGUGCUAGCUGCCAUUGCUGAUACGGAGUACGAGCUGGAGCAGGAUCUGGAUUUUGAUCCAGUUUUUCCGAUGACGGCAGCGCGCAACCUGAAUAGAGCAGCACUGGAGGCUGCACGGAAUGGCGCCGCCGCUGCCGCCGCCGCUCCGACCGCCGUCGGGCGGAAGUCCAGGACCAAGGGGCCGCUACCGAAAGCCGGCGGUGGCGGCGGUGGCGGCGGCGGCGGCGACAGCAGCAGCGAUGGAUUGAUAGACAGUCAGGGUGGCGACGGCGGGGCGGUGCGGCCGGAGAAAUCCGCGGUUUUGGAUUCGAAUCCGGAUUCGCAAACCGGACUCCAACGGCUGCAAACAGGCUUAGGCUUCGUACGGGAAAGUAUCACAGCUGUCAAUCUGGACUUGGUCCGCUCGUUCCGGUACAUGACCACCACGCCGCACGUUUUUGCGAGUACGACACUGCCGUACAGUUUUAUCGAUGCAGCUCUUGACGCUUUCGAAACGGUGCGGAGGCGGUUGCGGCAGCCCGGCAUGUGCGCAGCGCCGUACGGAAGCCCACCUGGGAAAGAACUCUGGCCGCUAGGGCAAUUCAAUAUCGCCAGAUUACAAGAGAGCAACAAAGAUCUGAUGCACAAUAUCAUACGUAAUAUUCACAUCCUAGAGUUCACGCCGCAUCUUUACUUGCCCUGUCUGGGUCGCUGCUACCUCACCGAUAACGAUACGCCAUGA